CGUUGGGAUUUCCUAAUACACUCCCAAGUCUUUUAACCGUUCGAUUUGUACUCAGUGGUACUUUAUACUCUGAAUUUUCGUGGUUCCGUAGUUGAGCCAUUAGGGAGGAGUAGUAGUUCAGAAGAUGCACAUCCAUUUUUGUACACAAAACUUCCAAAGUGCUGUUAGUUGAGCAAACAUUAUGCAAAGACUUUGAACUUCUUUGAAUGGUAGUUGGAAGACUAUGACUUGGGGAUAGAUAGCAUGGUUUGUUGGAUCACUUACAUGUAAAGUUUUUCUUUGGACUUUGUUCCUCAUCACCUGCCAAUAUCAGUGCCAGAGAUGGAUCCACCGCCACCACAGCCAACCACGCCGCUGCUAGCCCCCGCACCUCCUCCCUAUCACCAAGCAGGAUGCUUGGAUUUAUGUUUGUGGAUUUUGUGCUGCUGCGGUAUAUUUAAAUGUUGUUGCCCUCCACUGUUUGAGCCUGGGCCUCCUCCACCACCAUAGUGCUACAUUUUCUUAUGAGCCUACUGUAUGAAUUGUUUUGUGUAAUAAUUGGUGGACUCAAAUCUUCAUUUGAUCUAACUAUUUCAAUUUGGUUAAUUUGAUUUUUAAUUUAUGUUUACAUGCAUAUUUAUUAAUAUUUUUAUUUCACUCUUUGAAGAUUGGGUGGCGAAGAGAGGAUACAAUAUGUAUUGCAUCAAUAGUCUUUGGAUUCCUUGUAAUCCUAGGGUGACUCGAAAUCCUGCUGUUUUAGAUUCCUUGUUACUACUUCUGUAUAACCUAAGUCCUAUAUGAAUUAGUAUUGUAUCAACAGUCUGUAUAAAUACCAAUGCUGCGCCACCCUAUAUUUACAGAGUGGAAAUGUUUAUCUUUCAGGUUGAUGUUAAAUAUAAAGUGGUUUGGCGCGUCCCUUUUUUUUUUUUUUUUUUUGUUUUUUGUUUUUUGUUUCAAUUUGUUUGUUAGUGCUGCGUGUGGCAGGUAAUUUCCAAUAAAUAAAAGAUAGUCAUGGAGUUUGAGGAAGUGAAUGUUGUUGGUAGUGUAUGUGUGGGUGUAGUGGUAAGUAUACUUAGGUAAUAUUAGUUGAAAAAAAUGUUGUCUUGUGUGUGUUUGGUAUUCAAGAGAACAUGUGUGAUCAUUUUUAUGUUGGUUUUUAGCUGAUCCAGCACAUUUCACAGUUAGAAUGUAAUAUGGUGUUUUAAUGUUUGGAACCUACCAUGUCAAUGGAAACGUGAACUUCUUUGACUAUUGUGAUAGGCGGUAUGAUGGUGAUAAAAAUAAAAAAAAUAAAAAAAAUGAUGCAGUAGUAUUGGAAUUGGGUCACAGUGAGAAUAUGAUUAUUAUUGCAAGCUUUUCAGGGGAGGGUGUCAACAUGACUUUAACUUUACUGAAGGAAGAAUUCAAUGUGGUUUGUAAGUGUGACUUCAUUCUUUUUGCGAGGCACAUAGAUAUGUUCUUAGAACACCUCCAAGUAUACCAAACUAAAGAAGAAGUUUCUAUUGUUCAUCCAACUAAGUUGGGAGAUAAUGUUGGUGUUAAAGUUGACAUUGGUAAUGAAGUUACAUUUGGUGAAACUGAUUAUGUUAAUGAAGAUAUUGUCGAUGAGCGAGAAGGUAAUGUGAACGCACAAGACCCGUAUGUGAAUGAUGAAGUUGAGAUUACUGGAGCUGACGAAAAGGAUAAUUUUGGAGAACCUGUGGAUGUGGGAACAUCAUCUAGUAUGGGUACAAUGAAGAGUGCUAGACUAUGUGGUGAGCAAUCUAUCAUUUAUAACUCAUUUGAAGAAUCAAAGCAAGAUGACUGUAGUCAUUUGGAGUUUGUAGAAAGUGAUUAUGCCAUGCAUGACGAUGAUCUACGAUUCAAGGAAUUUGUUGUUUAGAGACUAGUGGGUUGGACUUGUACAAGAAAAUUAAACCAAUGGUAAGGGCGAAGAAGAAAUUGUUUGCGAGGUAGGCAAUGGUGGCGAGAUGGAAGAUUCAGUGACCCUAGGCACAAUGAUAGUGAGAAUGAUUAGGAGACGUGCCAAGAUUUUAAUGAAAACACAAACUUGGACAAUCCACAAUUUGAGAUUGAUAUGUUGUUUAGUGAUUGCAAAGCAUUUACAAAUGGCUGUCACACAUUAUCCACUACACGUCAGAGUUGAAGCUAAUGGAGCCUGAUAUUUUCAUUGUAGAUUAUUGAAAAAAAUAUAGUUUUCUCCAA
Molecule: messenger RNA, 2184 nt
Organism: Pyrus x bretschneideri (Chinese white pear)
Lineage: Eukaryota; Viridiplantae; Streptophyta; Magnoliopsida; Rosales; Rosaceae
Exons: 2
Coding region: 1184-1861 (225 amino acids)
Source: RefSeq, a predicted model, not a curated record